AUGGUCAAUGGAUUGCUCAACCCAAAGGGACGAGCAGAGCUAGAAGAGCAUUCGCAUCGCUCAACCGAUGACACUUCUGGUUCUACAAAUGCCUACGAUGCUACCAGAAGUGCUGCCAACAACGUCCCUGGCGCUCAGCCAUACUCACCUGAAGAUAUUCGCGGAGCAGCAGAGGCACCAGCACACACUCCUCCUUGGCCCUCGCCUAGUAUCGCCAUGACCAGCCCAACUCCUUCCAACUCGUCACUGUGGAUGACCCCUGGGAUGGGAACGCCUAAGGUGCCAUCACAGUACGUUGCAUACACACCGUACACUCCAUCUUCGAGCUACUCUCCUAGUGGACAGCCACCAUCUAGUCUCCCUCAAGCAAAAUACAGAGGCGAAAACACAACACAAGGAUUGCCAUUGGCAGAGCUAGAGGCGCACGAGGUGGGCAGAGCACAGUAA
Molecule: messenger RNA, 447 nt
Organism: Aureobasidium musti
Lineage: Eukaryota; Fungi; Ascomycota; Dothideomycetes; Dothideales; Saccotheciaceae
Source: the annotation of a GenBank genome assembly